Penaeus vannamei (Pacific white shrimp) is the source of this 1096-nucleotide messenger RNA. Its product is annotated as (3R)-3-hydroxyacyl-CoA dehydrogenase. Lineage: Eukaryota; Metazoa; Arthropoda; Malacostraca; Decapoda; Penaeidae. The record is from RefSeq and is a predicted model, not a curated record.
UUGUGUUGACAUUGCAUCUGCCUCGUCAACAUCUGUUUGGAAAGCUCUUUGCUCUCAUUACAAAUUUUCGUUAUGGCUUCGGGAAAUAAUUUCAACGGCAAGAUAGCGCUGGUUACAGGAGGAGGCAGUGGCAUAGGCCGUGCAGUGUGCCAGAUUCUCGCCCGUGAAGGUGCCAAGGUCAGUGUGUGUGAUAUCAACCUGCAGGGUGCCCAAGAAACAUUGGCAUCUCUGAAACAGCCUGGCGUCCAUGUCGCCUUGCACAUGGAUGUGGCAGACAAGGAGUCCGUGCGUGAGGCACUCAGUGCCACUCAAGAGAAGCUCAAAGGCACUCCGACCUUGCUAGUGAACAGCGCCGGCAUUUCCCACCAGACGCCUUUCCUGGAGAUGUCAGAGGAGGCGUUCAUGAAGGUCGUCGACGUCAAUCUCAAGGGCACGUUCCUCGUGAGCCAGCUCGUGUGCAACGCCAUGAUCGAGCGCGGCGAGGCCAAGGGCGGCUCCGUGGUCAACAUUGCGAGCUUGGCAGGCAGGAACGGCCUGGCCAUGAACUGCCAGUACGCGGCGACGAAGGGAGGCGUCAUGGCCUUCACGAAGUCGUGUGCCAAGGAACUCGCCAAGACAGGUAUGAGGGUGAACUGCAUAUUGCCCGGGGCCAUUAGGACACCCCUGCUUGCAGUCAUUUCCGAGGAACGCAUAAAGGAAGGAAUGAAAGUCAAUGCUCUGGGUCGGCCGGGAGAACCUGAAGAAGUGGCUGAAAUGGUCGCAUUUCUACUCUCCGAGAAGAGCACUUACAUGAUGGGCGCGUGUGUUGAAGUGACCGGAGGACACUAUGCUUGAGUGUUUUAGAGGUGUGAACAAGAUGGUUCUACGUUUACCUGGAUAUGAAAUAUUCACGUGAAUAAAAGCUGAAAAUCUCUCUCGUUCUCUCUCUCUCUCUGUCUCCCUCUCUCUCUCUCUCUCUUUCCUUUAAAAUUUUUCGUCCUUUCCCUUGGUUUCGAAAAAUUGAAAAUAUCGAAAGUGAUUGGAUUAUUUUAAAAAUCUUCAUCCUUUAUGCUCAUGGAAAUAUCACAGAUUAGGAAAAAUAAAGUAACCGGACUUA